This is a messenger RNA of Orycteropus afer afer, 1413 nucleotides long. Lineage: Eukaryota; Metazoa; Chordata; Mammalia; Tubulidentata; Orycteropodidae. The record is from RefSeq and is a predicted model, not a curated record.
AUGAACCCCUGGUCCUCUGUGUUAGGAGAAAUCUCUGAAUCACAUGGCAAUAAAGAUCAGCAUAAGAACCAGAAGAGACAUUUGAGUUGUUCCUCAGUCCUCACUGAACAUAUAAGAAUUCACAGUGGAGAGAGGCCUUAUGAAUGUAAGGAAUGUGGGAAAGCCUUUAGUUAUUCAUCAGCCCUCAGUAGACAUAUUAGAAUUCACAAUGGAGACAAGCCUUAUGAAUGUAAGGAAUGUGGGAAACCCUUUAGCUUUCGUUGUUCCUCAGCCCUCACUGAACAUACAAGAAUUCACAGUGGAGAGAGGCCUUAUGAAUGUAAGGAAUGUGGGAAAACCUUUAUUCAUGCAUCAUCCCUUACUACACAUGUAAGAGCUCACAGUGGAGAGAGGCCUAAUGAAUGUAAAGAAUGUGGGAAAGCCUUUAGUUGUUCGUCAGCCCUCAUUACACACAUAAGAACUCACAGUGGAGAGAAGCCUUAUGAAUGUAAGGUAUGUGGGAAAGCCUUUAGUUGUUCCUCAGCUCUCAAUAAACAUGUUAGAACUCACAGUGGAGAGAAACCUUAUGAAUGUAAGGAAUGUGGGAAAGCCUUUAGUUAUUCCUCAGCCCUCAUUACACACAUAAGAACUCACAGUGGAGAGAGGCCUUAUGAAUGUAAGGAAUGUGGGAAAGCCUUUAGUUGUUCCUCAGCCCUCAUUAUACACAUAAGAACUCACAGUGGAGAGAGGCCUUAUGAGUGUAAGGUAUGUGGGAAAGGCUUUCGCUGUUCCUCAGCCCUCACUGAACAUACAAGAAUUCACAGUGGAGAGAGGCCUUAUGAAUGUAAGGAAUGUGGGAAAGCCUUUAGUUGUUCCUCAGCCCUCAGUCGGCAUGUUAGAACUCACAGUGGAGAGAAGCCUUGUGAAUGUAAGGUAUGUGGGAAAGGCUUUAGUUGUUCCUCAGCCCUCAAUAAACAUGUUAGAGCUCACAGUGGAGAGAAGCCUUAUGAAUGUAAGGAAUGUGGGAAAGCCUUUAGUUAUUCCUCAGCCCUCACUACACAUGUAAGAAUUCACAGUGGAGAGAGGCCUUAUGAAUGUAAGGAAUGUGGGAAAGCCUUUAUUUGUUCCUCAGCCCUCACUACACAUGUAAGAACUCACAGUGGAGAGAGGCCUUAUGAAUGUAAGGAAUGUGGGAAAGCAUUUAGUCAAGCCUCGUCCCUCACUAGACAUAAAAGAACUCACAAUGGAGAGAAGCCUUACAAAUGUAAAGAAUGUAGGAAGACCUUUAGUUAUUCCUCAGCCCUCACUAGACAUAUAAGAACUCACAGUGGAGAGAGGCCUUACACGUGUAAAGAAUGUGGGAAAGUCUUUAUGCCUCAUCCCUCAAUCAGCAUACAAGAAUUCACAAUGAAGAGUGGCUUUCUGAAUAAGUAA